Messenger RNA from Stegostoma tigrinum, 2342 nucleotides. RefSeq names its product zinc transporter ZIP1-like. NCBI's taxonomy places the organism in Eukaryota, Metazoa, Chordata, Chondrichthyes, Orectolobiformes, Stegostomatidae. The record is from RefSeq and is a predicted model, not a curated record. Gene Ontology annotation, molecular function: zinc ion transmembrane transporter activity. Gene Ontology annotation, cellular component: plasma membrane. Bases 179 to 1156 code for a protein of 325 amino acids. The transcript has 3 exons. Gene Ontology annotation, biological process: zinc ion transmembrane transport.
GGUUUAUUCGCUGUCACUCAGUACAGGUCACGUGAUUGAUUGGCUGAGGCUGGGGUCCAUCAGGGCCUUGCGGCCCAGUGGGUCGGUGAUUUUUUUUGCCGGAGGGAGCCAGGGAAGAGGUCCCUGGCCGUGACUGUCCCCGUCCAGUGUUGCUGGCGGAGCCCAUGUGUUCGGGAAGAUGAGGGUUGGACCCGGGAAAGAGCUUCUGGAGCCGGGUCUGGGCCAGGCCAUGAGCUCUAGCCUGGAGGUGAAGGUCGCCUCCCUGUUCCUGCUGCUGGUGCUGACCGUCCUGAGCGGCCUGCUGCCCCUCUGCGUGUUCCGGAGAGCAGCCGGAGGUUCCGGGAGCGCAGGUCAACGGCAAAUUCUCGGUCUCCUCAGCUGCUUGGCGGGUGGUGUAUUCCUAGCCACAUGCCUGUUGGAUUUGCUUCCAGAUUUCCUGUCUGACAUGGCUGCAGUGCUGGACAAGAUGAAAAUCACACUGCAGUUCCCCCUGCCGCUCUUUAUCGUGGUCAUGGGCUUCUUCCUGGUGCUGAUCAUGGAGCAAAUUGUGUUGGCGUGCCGUGACCAAUCGAGUUACCUUGAGGAGACCCAGUCGCUGCUGGGCAGGUCGGCCAGUGGGAACCUACACACUCAGCACCACCUCAGCUCGGGCGGGAGUGGAGCUCAGUGGGAAGGAGCUGGGCCCCACCUCCAUGUGGAUUUCAACUCUCACUCUGCCAUCCGCUGCCUGGUUCUGGUGCUGGCGCUGGCCCUGCACUCUGUCUUUGAGGGGUUGGCAGUGGGGCUACAGGAGACCAGUUCCAAGGUGGUGGAGAUCUGCAUCGCCCUGUCGGUCCACAAGUGUAUCAUCGCCUUCAGCCUGACGUUGAAACUGGUUCAGAGUCGGCUGAAGUGGACAGUAGUUGUCAGCUGUGUGCUGGUCUUUGCUAUCAUGUCCCCCCUGGGGGCUGGUGUGGGCAUUGCUGUGACGGAGGACUCCAACCACCAGCUGGUUCGAUGUGUGCUGGAGGGAGUAGCCACUGGAACCUUCAUCUACGUAACUUUCAUGGAAAUCCUGCCUCACGAACUCAACUCGCCCCACCAGCGUCUGUGCAAAGUCAUCAUGUUGAUCCUGGGGUUUGCGUUGGUUACUGGGGUCCUUUUUAUUCAGGUAUAAAUGCAAUAGUCCCACCACGGUCAGCUCUCACACUCAGUUCGAAUGACCCUUAGUCUUCCCUACAGCUCCAUUCCAGUUCCCUCCACAGCAGUGUGGACCCAUUCAUUCAUUCGAUGCUAUUGUGUCUGAACUGUACCCUCAUCACUUGCUCUACCUUGGCUGUUUCUCUCUUAAUGUGUGAUCGAGCUGGCCUCUUCAGCUCUUCUAACCCUUCUGUAUUUCCUCCACUGCUCCUCCUCAUGUUUCAGAUUCUGCUGCCUUCUCCUAUGCUCUAUCACCCAGUGGGGAAUGUUUCUCUCCAUCUACCCUAUCAGUUCCUUUUCAAAACCCUCAAUCAAUCCUUAACCUCCCUCAGUGUUAGGUUUAAAUUCCAGUGUCCUCUCGUGCAAGUGAAUUUUCUUGCCUAACUCUCACCCAUGCUGGAAGCCUAUUGUCAGAGGGACCAGCUCCUUUUAGACUGACAGUCAACUCGAGGAAUCGUAGGCUGCUGCUGGGGGUGAGCCUGAAUUUUCAAAAACUGCUUGUUAAGUGGCUAAAGUUUUAGCGUACAGAGUCAGUACCAAUUGGAGCUGGGUACAUUUUAACCACAGCACCUGGGCUCACAAAUGGCAUGCUGUUUGCUCUCAGGAAUUACGGCCUGUCUCGGGUGAGUCCUGCGUUUACAGGAGGACCGCAGAUCAGAGCAUUGAAUGAAAUAAUGUGACUGGGGGAAAAGAGGAGACUGCCACUGGCCUAUCUCCAGGGUUGGUGGGGGGGUGGGUGGGAAGAGACAAGCCAGAUUGAUCUCCAUUAUUCGGUGUUUGAUAACUGAGUUUGCUCUGGAUUAGCUCGCUGUUAAUUAUUUAAACUGAACUGAGAAUGGGCAAAGGGCUGGUUGGAAAAGAGUUUUUUUUAAAAAUACACUGUCUUUUCUGGAAAAAAACUUAGUUUCAUCUUUUUGGAAAAUAGUCACUUUUUAAACAUUUGAUUACUAGAACAGAUAUACACUUACAGGAGCCUACUUCAAUGCUGUUUAAUUGCUUAAAAUCUAGCUUCUAACACCUGUUAAUAUGCUUUAUAUUCAACCUGUUCAUGUACAUGUUCUUAACUGUCCACUGGCCCCUGUGUUAGAAGGAGGGUCCCUGCACCAGGUCACUGUCGUGGACCCAUAUAUUCGAGAGAAGGCAAGUUGGUGGGGCGGGGGGGG